AUGGCUGGAGAUAAGGAAAAUGUUGUAGAGAAGGACAGCUUAGAUACCUCGAGUCCCCUAUACAUGCAUCCAUCAGAGAGUUCAUGUUUAGUAUUAGUACCUGUGGCCUUUGAUGGCACAAGAUACAGAUCUUGGAGGAGAGGUGUACUUAGAGCCCUUUUAGUGAAGAAUAAGUGGGAGCGAUGUGAUGAUAUGGUAACUUCAUGGAUUCCAAAUUCCCUUUCAAAGGAUCUAGCGGAUAGUUUGCAAUAUGUGAAUAAUGCAAAGGAGAUGUGGCAGGAGUUAGAAAAUAGGUAUGAUCAAACCAACGGAGCAAAACUUUACCAACUUCAGAAGGAAAUCAAUGAUUUGAGUCAGGGAACCCUUGAUAUAACGGGCUAUUAUACAAAAAUGAAGAAGUUGUGGGAGGAGUUGAACACACUGAAUGCACACGCACAAUGUAGCUGCCAGUGCACCUGUGGAGCUAAAGCUAAUAUGCACAAGGCUGAGCAAGACAGAAGAUUGAUACCGUUUUUGAUGGGCCUAAAUGAGGUGUAUACUGUUGUGAGAGGGAGCAUGUUGAUGAUGAACCCCCUUCCAAGCAUUGCUCAAGCUUUUCCAUUCUCAUACAAGAAGAGAAGCAAAGGAAAGUUAAACCACAAAAUCAGCAACUAG
Messenger RNA from Nicotiana attenuata, 654 nucleotides. RefSeq lists its product as uncharacterized. Lineage: Eukaryota; Viridiplantae; Streptophyta; Magnoliopsida; Solanales; Solanaceae. The transcript is spliced from 2 exons. Bases 1 to 654 code for a protein of 217 amino acids. The record is from RefSeq and is a predicted model, not a curated record.